Homarus americanus (American lobster) is the source of this 934-nucleotide messenger RNA. Its product is annotated as putative N-acetylated-alpha-linked acidic dipeptidase. Gene Ontology annotation, molecular function: carboxypeptidase activity. Bases 237 to 524 code for a protein of 95 amino acids. The record is from RefSeq and is a predicted model, not a curated record. The transcript is spliced from 2 exons. NCBI's taxonomy places the organism in Eukaryota, Metazoa, Arthropoda, Malacostraca, Decapoda, Nephropidae.
GAAGUUGAGGUCUGAAGUGUUUGGAAGUUGAGCCUAAAGUGUUUGGAAGUUGAGCCUAAAGUGUUUGGAAGUUGAGCCUAAAGUGUUUGGAAGUUGAGUAAAGUGUUUGGAAGUUGAGUCUGAAGUGUUUGGAAGUUGAGCCUAAAGUGUUUGGAAGUUGAGCCUAAAGUGUUUGGAAGUUGAGUCUGAAGUGUUUGGAGGUUGAGGUACAGUAUUGUGUUUGUUUCAGCCCCGUGAUGCUGCGAGCCAUCAACGACCAGAUGAUGAAGCUGGAGCAGGUGUUUAUCUUACCUGCGGGUCUACCAGGUCGACCACAAACCAGACAUGCUGUGUUUGCACCAAGUCAGUUUGACUCCUAUGCAGCUUCAGGCUUCCCAGGGAUCUCUGAUCUCUUGCAUAACUUGGACACACUGGAUGCUGAAGAGCGUCAGCAGAGAGAGAAGCAGAUCAAGAGACACGUCUCUGACCUCACUAUUAUGAUGCAGACAGCCACCAGCCUUUUUGAAGACUUUAAUAUUAUCUAGAACACCUCAAAUAUUUCAUAAUUCUUUGUUACUCCCCGUAGGACCUUUUUCCAUCCCUGUCUUAGACCCUAAACAACCAAAGGAUCUCAACACCUCAGUUAGAUGAACCUCACCUCCCUCAAUAAUACUAGGACCUCUUCAUGCAAAAAAUCAAGUCUUCAUAAGAUAUUUCACUAUAUCUAGAAGAGAUUCCAGGGAUCUCACAUCCUGCCCAGAUAGUUAUUUCCUCACUAUCUCUGUACAACCUCUCUACACCCCUUCCUGAGUCGCUAAAUAACCCAAGAUCCACAUCAUUCUUGCUCAGAAAUUAACAAAAUUCUUCAGUAUUAAAGGAAUGUAAGGAAGAGCUUAGUAUGCCCUUAGCAAAGUUGUUUAACAUGUCCUUAAAAACAGGUGUAGUACCAGAAUCC